Messenger RNA from Soboliphyme baturini, 345 nucleotides. The record is from the annotation of a GenBank genome assembly. Lineage: Eukaryota; Metazoa; Nematoda; Enoplea; Dioctophymatida; Soboliphymatidae.
UGUUCACCGGUUUGUGAUAUCUCUAAAGAUUGUUAUAAAGAUAUUAUUAUAAUUAUUUCUGCUGGUGAAACACUGCUAGUGGCCAAAGAAAUGGCUGCCAGAGAUGGUUUAAAAAAUUACUGGCGUUCAUCUGCCGAAUGUACAAACUUUGCCUUCGGUGAUGAAGGCCAUUCGCUUGAUGUUUCACCCUUGAUGGUGGAAGAGAUGUACAUUAAGUACAAAGAGAAGAUACAGAAGGCGUUUGGUACUCCAUAUCGUCGUCACCUCCGUCAUCGCUUUUAUCCGGGAACAGUCGCAAAAAGAACGCCGAGACGAGUGAUCGCUCCGAAGCCUUUCACGAUAUGA